CAAAGUAGAACGGGUAAAUCCGCUUUCGACUCUAAAUCGGAGCCCAAAAACAGCGAUAAACCCCCCGAGUCCGGCGGAAAGGAGAAGCAGCGGCGGCGGAGGGAGAAGGAGGAGCAGGAGGAAUAAUCAUGGAGGGGCAGGGCGACGCUGCGGCGGCGGCGGCGGCGGUCGGCGACGAGGCGGCGGAGCAGAAGGCUCUCGCCGAGGCGUUCUGCGGCAUCACGUCUGCCACCCGCGAGGAGGCCGUCUUCUUUCUCGAGAGCUCCGGCUGGGCCCUCGACGCCGCCAUCCACUCCUUCUACGACGACCACCUCCUCCCCAACCCCUCCUCCCCACCUCCACCACGUCCUCCUCCUCAACCUCAGCAUCUACAAGACGACGACGACGACGACGACGGCGGCGGCGGCAAUGGCGGCGGUGACGAUGAUGAGGAUGAUGAGGACUACCUCCCUCCGGAGGCGGAGGACGACGAGAAUCGCGUCGGGCUUCGAUCCUCCGCCCGACCGGUUGCGGCGUCGGCGAGUUCGAGAUUGAGGAAGGCUGCGGAGAAGGAGAAGAAGAAGAAGACGACGACGACGUCAACGUCGGUGGAAAGAGGCCGAGCGACGAUUCGUACCCUCGCCGAUCUCAAUCGGGGGUCGGGAACGGGAUCGGGAUCGGAUAGCGACUCCGAUGAAGAGCCGGAGGAUUACUAUACCGGUGGCGAGAAGAGUGGGAUGCUCGUUCGAGAUCCUACAAGAGGAAAUCAUGAUGUGGCUUCAAUAUUCAAGAAAGCUAGGAAAAUGGGAGCUGUGCCGGGACCUUCUCAGUCCCAUCAAUCAUCUUCGAGGAGCUUUGCAGGGACUGGCAGGCUCUUAUCAGGUGAAACAGCACCGUCAGCUCCUCAACAACCUGAGGAUAUCACUCAUAAUAUCUAUUUCUGGAGCAAUGGAUUCACUGUAAAUGAUGGUCCAUUAAGAAGGUUUGAUGAUCCUGAAAAUGCUUCGUUCCUUGAGAGUAUUACAAAGUCGGAAUGCCCAGAGGAGCUUGAGCCAGCUGAUAGGAGAUCCAAAGUUCAUGUCAAUCUCGUUAGGAAACAAGAAAAUUACCCUGAGCCCGUGAAGCGCCACGCUGCAUUUCGAGGUGUAGGAAGAGUUCUUGGAAGUGGAUCUUCCGAUGACUCCAUCCCUGAGCCCACCGCAACUGUUACUACUACUACUACUACCACCACUGCGAACACUAGUAACGGCCUUUCAUUGGAUGCUGCUUCGCCGUCUACCUCUAUCCAGUUAAGGUUGGCUGACGGCACUCGCAUGGUGGCGCGUUUCAAUACCACCCACACGGUCGGCGACAUACGGGCGUUCAUUGAUGCAUCGCGACCCGGAGCGACGAGGACGUACCGGCUACAAACCGUCGGCUUCCCCCCGAAGCAGCUCGAUGAUGCCACCGUGACAAUAGAGGAAGCGGGCAUUGCUAACUCGGUUGUCAUUCAGAAACUCUAGCCUUAUGAACCAAACUACUAUGCUGUUUGUUACAACUACAAUACACAUGUACGGUCGGAUUUGGAAAAUCCUUUUUACUCGUCUGUUUUCUGUAAAUUGCCGGCCGCCUAAAUAAGUACAUAUCUGCGCAAUCCUGGGUCCUCGAAAGUCGAAGGGUGGGAACAACUUUGUUUUUUUCUUUUUCUCUCUUUUGGCUUCCUUGAUUAUUAUUCAUGUCUUAUUUUAGAAUAGAUUAGUCAUGUACUUGAAUAGCUGGUACCUGAAAACUGGUUAUUUGGCUUGUAAGUUAAGGACCUUCAUCUUUGUUCAAGUAACUACUUCCAUUUUGGACCAUGCCGUCGGACUUUUCGGUUUGCAGUUGUAAGGGAUAUCAUCUCUCCAGGAGUCUUUUUUUGUUCGUCA
Molecule: messenger RNA, 1883 nt
Organism: Ananas comosus (pineapple)
Lineage: Eukaryota; Viridiplantae; Streptophyta; Magnoliopsida; Poales; Bromeliaceae
Product: plant UBX domain-containing protein 4-like
Exons: 4
Coding region: 129-1481 (450 amino acids)
Biological process (GO): Golgi organization; membrane fusion; autophagosome assembly
Cellular component (GO): cytosol; nucleus
Molecular function (GO): ubiquitin binding
Source: RefSeq, a predicted model, not a curated record